This is a messenger RNA of Pomacea canaliculata, 5382 nucleotides long. RefSeq names its product zinc finger protein 708-like. The record is from RefSeq and is a predicted model, not a curated record. Lineage: Eukaryota; Metazoa; Mollusca; Gastropoda; Architaenioglossa; Ampullariidae. The coding region runs from base 381 to 2432 and encodes 683 amino acids. The transcript has 6 exons.
AAUAAAAUGGAAAUAAAAACGGUCUUUAGGCAUGAGAAAGUUGUAGCACAUAAAGAGUCAAUAUCGUUUGACUGGACUAUCUGCAAAAUCGACAAAUAGUUCCAAAUUCGCAUCAAGCCGAACGAGGAGAAUACCAUUUCCGGGGAUUUAGCGUCUCAAUGAAACCAGCUCGAGAAUAUACUCAAUUAAAAUGCUCCACAUUGUAUAUUCCUUUUACGCUUAUUUGCUACAAAUUUAUUAUGGAAAAUAGUAAAUUUUGGACCUGACUAUCUUCACGUUAGUUGUGAAGGUUUUUAUUUGUGGAGAUUUUCUAUUUUCUUCAAAGAGACAGUUGACUUCCCGUCUUUGGAAUCCAGUUGACUGGUCGGCAGGCAUCAGCCAUGGAGGGGGGAGGUGGAGGCCAUUAUGUUGGCAUGGCCAUGGAGAACCACUUCGAUGAGUUCUUGAUGUCCUUUGGGAUGGAGCAUGUCCACAACGUGCACAUGCACAGUGCCGCCGCAGCUGCAGCUGGCACUCAUGGCCACCCUCUGCCUUACCCAAUGCACAGCAACAGACCCAUGGCACAUCACCCAGUGCCCCCAGCCAACUAUGCACAGCUCAGACAUCCGCACCAGGAAAUGACUCCCCAGCAUCAGCCUGUCGUAACACACGCUUCCGCGAUGGCUCAGGCCCACAUUCCACUCCAGAGGUGCGAACCGCCCCACAAGACUUGGAAACCGGAUUUAAUGUCACCAGUAGCUGAGGUUCAGGAGUUGCAGCCCCCCUUCCCAGCUCGGCAGAGCCUGGAGCUGCCCUCGGCCAAAGUUCUGGGCAAGUCCUACGUCUGCGACAUCUGCUCCAAGGAGUUUGCCACCUCCACUGCCCACCUCAAACACAUGCAGAGCCACUCGGGCGACAAGCUCUUCCAUUGCAGCGACUGCUCAGCCACCUUUUGCCGCGCCAACGACCUGAAGCGCCACAUUCGCAAGCACACGGGCGAGAAGCCCUACAAGUGUUCCGAGUGCGGGGCGGCGUACUCUCGCCCGGACAACCUCAAGGUUCACAAGAAGACCCAUUCCACCGCCAUGCCCUUCAAGUGCCAGCACUGCGGGGCAGGCUUCACGCAGCAGGGGCACCUGACCCAGCAUAUGCGCACGCACUCAGGGGAGAUCGAAAAGGCCCACAAGUGUGACGUGUGCACGCAGGCCUUCUCCCGGGCCGAGUAUUUGAAGGCCCACAAGCGCGUUCACAAGUCCACCAAUCAGUUUGAGUGCAAAGACUGCGGGGCCAGGUUCUCCACGUCGUCCAACUUCAAGCGGCACAAGCUCAAGCACACGGACCGGCGCGAGCACCAGUGCGAGUACUGCAGCGCCACCUUUGCCAUGCUGCACCACCUGGAGCAGCAUCGCCGCAUCCACACAGGGGAGAAUCCCUUCAAGUGCGGCUGCGGCCUGGCGUUCUGGCGGGCCCGGGAUCUCACCACACACCGGCUCAGAGACAAGUGUGACAAACCAACUGUGAAAGAAGGCAAGACAGAUGCUGAAGGGAAACCAAAGCGAAGACUGCCCAGGCGAAAAAACUACAUCUGUGGCAUCUGCUGGAAAGCUUUUGUAAAACCCUCUGCCUGUCGUGUGCACCUGCAGAAGCACAUUGGACAGAAGCCAUACAAGUGUGAUGAGUGCGAAAUGAGUUUUGAUCGGCCAGCUGCCUUGCGGCGGCACAAGAACAAGAAGCACAUCAAGUACUCACUGUACAAGUGUGAGGAGUGCCAGGGCAUGUUCACUACCAAGACUCUACUGCGCGCCCAUGUGGCCAAGCACUUGCGGGUGCAAUGCAAGCUUUGCAGCAAGGUCUUCCGCUGGCCCAGCAGCCUGGAGUCACACAUGAAAAAACAUGGGAAAGAGAAAAAGAUGCUGAGGUGCCAGAAGUGCCAGUCCUCUUUUGACAAUUCAUACCAGCUCCGCAAGCACGUCCGAACACACCACAGUCAGACAUACUCAUGCCCUGAGUGCGAUGCAGAAUUCCGGCGGCCCAUUUCUUUUGCGAUCCACAUGAAAGUCGGCUGCAUUGCAGCAUCCGAGAACCAGUGCCAGGAAUGCAAUACAACUUUCAAGAGGAAGUAUGAGCUGAGACGACACAUGCUGAAAAUUCAUGGGACAGAGGAAAUUCCUGUGACUGACAGCCGAGAAGACAGAGACAUCUCCAAUGCAGAUGAGACAUCAGAAACUUCACAACAGAAGGAUGAUGAGUCCUCCGAUAAGGAUGGCUCACAGAACUUAAAUCUGGAUGAGUCUGAGACAGAUGAUACAUCCAGAGUGUACAGAAAGCAGAGAAAGAAGACCAGAUUGACCCAGUCAUUUAUAUGUAGUGAGUGUGGAGAGGACUUUGAAUCACAGAAAGUGUUGCAGGAGCACCAGAGUCAGGCAGACUGUGAGUGUACAUCCUCUGAAUAGGACCUAUACGGAAGUAUGCUGGAGGACUUCAGUGUGUGUGUGUGUGUGCCAAGAUGAUUGAAAGGAAUAUCUUCAGUUGAAUGUAGAUGAGACAAAGUCAACAAGAUAUAUUUUGUGUUUGUGUACUGUGUUGUCUUCUUAUAGUUCAAGUGAUCAAAGGCAAAUGGAGUCAAAUAUGAAAAGUGCUGGCACGUUGAUCAAAUAUUAGUUUGUCACAAAAAGACAUGACUUUUUGAGGGGAGAGUGUUUGUGGUAGGGAAUUGUGUAUGGAGUGUAACCUAAAUUUUAUCAUCAUUGAAGGGAACAACCAUUGUCAAAACUUUGGGCUACUGAGGCAUUAACAUUAGAGCAUACCUACUUUUGUGGGUAAGUCCUAAGCUCUUUCUAAAAAAAACGGGUGAAAAUUACAGGGUUUUAUAUAAUAUGCAGAACAGAGUUGUUCACUCAGAUUUGGGGAAUGUGCUAUCUUGUAACAAACUAAAUUCAAAUUUCUUCAAAUUAAUUUUAUGACCUCACCAUACCUAUCCCAUGUUGCUGUUCUUUGUAAUCAAAGUUUUAUGCAAGUUUUCUUUCUCUUCAACCAUUUUUAGUGGCCCAACAACUUAUAGCAGCUGUUGUUGCUCAGGGAAAACCUCAGGGACUGUCGGGGGAUGCUUUUAUGAUAGUAAUAAUAAAAUGAUGAUAAUAAAUAAAUCAUUAAAAAAAUUAUUAUCACUGGUAACGAAAAGAUCUUUGCAUAGAUAUUAAAAGAGCAAGUACAAGACAAUGUGUAUGAAAACAAGCGGUUUUAUCCAUAAUAUUUCAAUGUUAAAGAAAUUCGUAGGAUGCUAUAUGCCAUUAUUGAUAUGAACUGCAUAUGUUGAAUAAAAAAAACAUAGUUUACUUGGGUAGCUAUUUAAUUUAUAAGCCUUCUAGAAAAAUGAAAAAUUCUGAGGAAGUGAAUCAGUAAUUUGUUGCAUAAGAAAUCUCCCAAGUCAGGGAUUAUUGUGACCAAAAAAACCAAGCAUUUUAUAGGAAAAGAGAUAGUAGUUUGAUAGAUAGAUAGGCAUGUUUGCUUCCUAAAUUGCAUUAAGUGUAGGCAAGGUUGUCUUUAUUCACUGCUAUUUGGGCAUAACAAGUUUAAAAAGUAUCACAGUGAAUGUUGCAAAAAUAAAUCUAUUAUGUACACAUCCUGUGUACAUAAACGUGCUCAUACUGGUUGCUGAUCACUCUAGCUGGGUUGUGAACUCUGUGUAUUUUUUCCUUUAAGAAUGAAAUAGAUUCUUUCUCCAACAAUGAUUGUUCACAUGUAUCAGUUGUAAUGCUGGUCAUAAAUUUUUUCUAUUUUAACAUUUCCAAUAUAUUUCUUACAUGACACAUUACCUCAAGAUAUAUUUAUGAAACAGCGUUUAAUGGAUAGUGUCGGCAUCCCAAGUCUUUGCAAUAAACUGAUUGCUUCUUGAUGUUCAGACAGUUCAGGCAAUUAUUCCUUUUAUGCAGUUAAUGUGAUGCUACUACAAUCAUGGUAAAGACUUCCUGUGUGCAGUUUUUAACUGGAAACAUUUCUUUUCAGAAAGCCAUUUUUGUGGUCAACAAUUCUUGUUCUUUGUUGGUUUUUUUUUCCCCUUUUGAAUUUAAUUUGAAGAAUGCAGAGUAAUCAGUAAAGGCAUGCAUUAUCUGAGCUGUUGGAUGUAUUAUACUGAUUGUGGCUGUAGGUGAAGGAGCAUCCAUAGCUGUAACUAGACAGAAAGUGUAGCCUGAUGUGUGGCUUAUGCUGUAUUGUGCUUCAGGUCUUACUAGUUUAUUAGGAUAUAUCAAAACUUUUUAUGGGUGUAUCUAAAUAUAUUUUUAUACUAUUUCAUUACUAUUCUGGUAUUUUUUCAAAUGCAAGCCUACUUAAGAGUAAGAACCCCUUGUUUACAGGUAUUAACAGCCUCAAUAUUCCCAUAAUUUCUUUCUGUGACAGCACUUUUGCUGUAGGAUAGGUGUGUAAUCUGCAUUUUCAUGCUACUCCUUAAAAAUUGCAAUAUUCUGUUUUAUUUGUUUACAAAAUAACUGAUUCUGCAGGUCAGGUGGCAAUCCUCUAGGUUCUCUCAUUUGGUUCCCAGUGUUGUGGUAUCAAAAGUUAGUUUGUAGGUAAAUCGCAUAUACUGCCAACUCAAGCACUUUCUUUGGUGUAGUAAUACACAAGAUGACCAAGAUCAUUUUAUUAAUCAUGAAAUAUAGUUAUCCCUCUCACUAUAAAAAGUAAAUAACAAUAAGUAAUAAAAAUAUGGAGAUCUGUCUUCCUAACCUGGGUAAAAGUUAAUAGGAAAACAUUUGCAUAUUCACAUUUUGGUAAAAUUCUUUUUUUUUUCUUAUUAUUAUUCUCAGGUAUUAACCAUUGCUACAAAGUACAAUGAAGGGCAUUUUAUCAGUGUAAAGAAUGUUCUCAGGUGGGGUUUUUUUUUUGCAUUCUACAUUUUAUCCAUGGCCUCAACAUAGAUCACUAAUUAAAACUCAUUUUAGUUAUGGAAUGUUCAAGUUUAAGACUUUUACAAAUAUUUUGCAACCUCAGCCUAAGGUGAACAAAUGAAUCAUAUUUCCCUUGGCUCCUUGAUGUAGCUGGUGUGAGAAUGUAUAUACAUGUAUUUAUUGUUGGUUUCAGUAUGAAUGGCUUCAUGUACCACAUUUUUUAGAAUGUUUAAAGAUCAAAAGAUUGAACACUGUGUGUUUCAUUUUUUUAUUUUUAGAAAAAGUAAUUUACUUUUAUGUGUGGAUCAUCUAGGUGUGAAAUUUUUUAACCCUUUUGGGAGCAAGAAGACUAUGUAUGACAUGGUCUGUGUAGCAGAUGCUGUUAUGUUUCAUGUUUCCUUUACCAGUAAUCCUAUGUUCAUACCUUAUGGAUGCAGUAUGCUUUGGAUUUCAGUUUCAAUUUGAAAAGGUGUCAAAGCAUUGAUAGUUAUAAAUUAAAGAAUGAUGUUUUGCAAUA